UCAUAGUUCAUUUGUUACCUGAAAGCACUCCAUUAACAACCUCUUGAAUCUUCACACUUCACAAUUCAAAAGCCUUACUUCUUCCAACUUCUCUCUCUCUCUCUCUCUCUCUCUCUUCUAACUUGCUACAGCCACCACCUCACAAAUCAAAAUAUGAUGUCUUCUGUAUUUGUUUUCCUCCUCACUAUUUCCUUCCUUACAACCCUGUCAUCCUCCGCAACCACUUCCUUCGUCUUCGGCGGCUGUUCCCAGCAAAAAUACCUCCCGGGUUCGCCCUACGAGUCGAAAGUAAACUCGCUCCUCACCUCCCUGGUCAACUCAGCCAUGUUCUCUACCUACAACAACUUCACCUUCCCCGGUAGCAGCUCCGCCGGCUCCCAGGACACCCUAUAUGGCCUCUUCCAAUGCCGUGGCGACCUCAGCAACAUUGACUGCUCCCAGUGCGUCGCUCGCUCGGUGAGUCAACUCGGAACCCUCUGCCUCGACUCCUGCGGUGGCGCGUUGCAGCUCGAGGGCUGCUUUGUGAAGUACGACAACGCAACGUUCUUAGGGGUGGAGGACAAGACCGUGGUUGUUAAGAAAUGUGGACCGUCGACUGGGUUUGACUCGGAUUCGUUGACCAAGCGGGAUGCCGUGCUGGCGUAUCUUGGGACCAGCGAUGGGACUUACAGGCCGUACAGAGUCAGCGGCUCCGGGAGUGUUCAGGGCGUGGCGCAGUGUAUCGGGGAUUUGAGUACGAGCGAGUGCCAGGAUUGUCUGUCGGAAGCCGUCGGACAGCUCAGGUCCGGGUGCGGGACCAGCGCGUGGGGCGACAUGUUCUUGGCUAAGUGCUACGUCCGCUACUCGGAAGGUGGAUAUCACCCGAACGCGGUCAUGAUGAUCAUGAUGACGACGACGACGAUGAGCUUGAGAAGACACUUGCAAUACUCAUUGGAAUUAUAGCAGCAGUUGCACUACUCGUCGUAUUUCUUUCCUACUUCCGAAAAAAAAUUUAUGGCGAUGAAAAAGGUGGUAAAUAAAAAAAAUGCAGAUUGUGGAUAGUUCUGGAUGAAAGAGCAAGUGUUCCUAGAUAAGCCUGGUAUUUACUUGGCUUUCGGUGUCUCCUUUUUAUUUUUUGCGUCAAAAUUCUAUCUCUCCCUCCAUUGCUCUCUCUCUCUCUCUCUCUCUCUUUGAUGUAGUAGUUUCUGGCAUAUUUCCUUUUGCAAAAGAAGAGCAGUGAGGGUAGAUAGAAAGACAGAUGUAAAAAGGGCAACCUUGAAACAAGUGAAAUGCGAACUUUGAUCAAUAAGAUAAAAGAGAAGCACAAAGAUUCCUUUACUCUUAA
Malus domestica (apple) is the source of this 1324-nucleotide messenger RNA. Its product is annotated as plasmodesmata-located protein 6-like. NCBI's taxonomy places the organism in Eukaryota, Viridiplantae, Streptophyta, Magnoliopsida, Rosales, Rosaceae. Gene Ontology annotation, biological process: defense response to bacterium. Gene Ontology annotation, cellular component: plasmodesma. The record is from RefSeq and is a predicted model, not a curated record.